Molecule: messenger RNA, 972 nt
Organism: Aspergillus uvarum CBS 121591
Lineage: Eukaryota; Fungi; Ascomycota; Eurotiomycetes; Eurotiales; Aspergillaceae
Product: AN1-type zinc finger protein
Exons: 1
Coding region: 403-621 (72 amino acids)
Molecular function (GO): zinc ion binding
Source: RefSeq, a predicted model, not a curated record
UCUUCCUCCACCUACCUUGCUGUUCCCCGUCCCUACUACUACGGUCUCGCUUUCAAUUCAGCCACAUCUGUCUGCUCCGGUGCUUAUAUAAAGACCGCCCUUCUUAUCUACUACUCCUUAUCUACCAACGCCCCGGGACUCUCCUAACAGCUCUCUCCACCGACCAACUAUCUCCACGUCGCCCUUUUUUUUCUUCUACAGGAGGCAGUACUGCUCUUCAUCCUGAGGCUUCAGCUUGCAUCCAAGUUCUUGCCAACCACCGCACCACGCCCACGGUUAACACCCGCGCCCCUUCCCCAACCAGCGCCAAUUUGCACGCCGCAUACGCAAGCGCUUAUCGGCUGUUCCUACUCCGGUGACUCCUCUUGACUCCGCCCCGUUUCUCGCCACCCUUAUUCCAUCAUGGCGCCCCGCAAGCCUCGCUGCAACUUCAAGGAGUGCAAGGAAGCCGCCCAACGCAUUGUCGGCGAUUGCAGCUUCUGCAGUGGUCACUACUGCUCCAAGCACCGCAUGCUGGAAGCUCACUCCUGUACCGGCCUGGAGGACUGCAAGAAGGAGUCGCAUGCCCGCAAUGCCGAUAAGCUGAACAGCGAGCGCACCCACGUCAUCAAGGGCGUAUGAGGUUUUCGCCCGGCACCACGCCAUUACCUCAUUAAUCACAUUCCUCUUCAUUUCCCGUUGCAUCGUCAUAUAUCGAUUAGCACGGUGUUUUCUCGUCUCUUCAGCCAUACUAUUUAUUGCAAGGCGGAGUUUUUUUAUUUUUCUGUCUAAUUCACAUCACAUUGGCUGGGGCUCGCCGCAGUUACUGCACGGACAGUUUCGCACCCUGGUGGUUUAUAAGCAAGGCUUGGGGGAGUUCUGCACAGAUUUUUGUCCUCUUAUCAUCUGUGAUAUUGUACGCUUGGCGUUGAGACUACCUCUGGAGUUGUGAAUGAUUACUUCUUUUUCCUCUUGAUUCAAUGCUCAUCGCAG